Messenger RNA from Acanthosepion pharaonis, 825 nucleotides. Lineage: Eukaryota; Metazoa; Mollusca; Cephalopoda; Sepiida; Sepiidae. The record is from the annotation of a GenBank genome assembly.
AUGUUUAAAUUUUUUAUUUCCUUGUUGGCAUUUUGUUUCCAUUUUUUCCUCUUCAAUUUAAUUUUCUUAUUUCUUUCUCUCUCUCUCUCUCUCUCUCUCUCUUUCUCCUCCUUACCACUUUUCUUAUUUUGCACUCUUGCUCUCUCUCUCUCUCUCUCUCAACCCUUUCACUUUUUUUAUUUCUUUUUCUCUCUCUCAACCCUUUCACUUUUCUUAGUUCUCUCUUUCUCCACUCUAACACUUUUCUUAUUUCUCUUUCUCUACUCAUUCAUUUUUCUUAUAUCUUUCUUUCUCCACACUUUCAUUUUUUAUUUCUCUCUCUCUCUCUCUCUCUCUUUCCACCCUUUCACUUUUCUUAUUUAUCUCUCUCUCUCUUUCUCCACCCUUUCACUUUGCUUAUUUCUCUCUUUCUCCAUUCUUUCAUUAUUCUUCUUUCUCCACUCAGUCAUUUUUCUUAUUCCUCUUUCUUUACCCUUUCACUUUUUAUCUCUCUCUCUCUCUCUCUCUCUCUCUUUCCACCCUUUCACUUUUCUUUUUUCUCCUCUAUUUCCCUGUUUUAUUUAUUCCUUUAGCUUCACUUUCUCUUUCUUCAGUUCUCUCUCCCACCUCUGCAUACUUUUUCUAAUUUUAACAUCUCUCAUUGUCACAUUUUGCCUCUUCCUCUCUCAUCCAAUUUUUUAUCACUUUUCUUUAACUGACAGCACCUCCCCAGCACAAAGCAGGCCUAAAAGUAAUGAAAUAAUAAUUUUUGGUUCAUUUUUCUUUUCUUUUCUCUGCCCGUCUCCCAUGAGGUUUCACCAAUGUAAUGCUAGAAACAAUAAAUGA